This is a messenger RNA of Podarcis muralis (Common wall lizard), 970 nucleotides long. It is a transcript of the gene CLXN, whose product is annotated as calaxin. Gene Ontology annotation, molecular function: calcium ion binding. NCBI's taxonomy places the organism in Eukaryota, Metazoa, Chordata, Lepidosauria, Squamata, Lacertidae. The record is from RefSeq and is a predicted model, not a curated record.
AUAGUCCCCACGGUAGCCAAGCAGCCCGCCUUCCGCCCUGAGUUUCCUUGCCUCAGGCUAUUCCUCCUUGGUUCACUUCGGACCCUGAAAACGCCAUAAACAAGGAGCAGAGUGACCGAGGGAAGGGCGAGCCCCAGGGCGGCAAACGUUGCCAGCCUAAAGAGAGCCUUAAGAGGGUCGGGACCGCCCGCCGCCUUGCAUUGGGCCUCUCGCGUCGGGAGCGGCCGGCCGGGCGGAGCCUCUGUUGCCACGGCCACCGCGUGGCGGCUUGUGGCGUCCGCGGUCGCCCGAGGAGCCCCGAGAUGAACAGGAAGAAGCAGCAGAAGCUCGCCGAGUCGCUGUGCAGAACCGCGAGGCACUUCAAUAAAUUUGAAGUGGAAUGUCUUAUAAAGCUUUUCAACAAUUUGGGGGUGGAACCCAGCGACCGGCAUGCUGCUGUUGGUUUGGAUCGUAACUCCUUUCGAAAUAUCCUGCAUGUCACAUUUGGUAUGACAGAUGACAUGAUUAUGGACAGAGUGUUCCGUGCUUUUGAUAAAGACAAUGACAGCUGUGUCAGUGUAACAGAAUGGGUAGAAGGUUUAUCAAUAUUUCUUCGGGGGACACUGGAGGAAAAAAUAAAAUAUUGUUUUGAGGUCUAUGACAUGAAUAGUGAUGGAUAUAUUUCACGGGAGGAAAUGUUUCAUAUGCUGAAGAACAGCCUGCUAAAGCAGCCAUCAGAAGAAGAUCCUGAUGAAGGAAUUAAAGAUUUAGUAGAAAUUACCUUGAAGAAAAUGGACUAUGACCAUGACGGCAAACUCUCUUAUGCGGAUUUCGAAAACGCUGUGAGAGAUGAAAACCUCCUUUUAGAAGCAUUUGGACCAUGCUUACCUGAUAUAAAGUGCAGAAUGGCAUUUGAAUCACAAGCAUUCCAAGAUAGUCCCGAUCUGUAGCUCUACAAAUGACUUAUACUAUGUGAAUGUCCUUGAAAAUC